AUGUAUACGAGACUUCUACCAAGCCCACAUCCACAUAUUGCACGAUGUAUUGGUAAUAUUGGUCUUGUUCAUGAAGCAAAUCGUAAUCUUGAUCGUGCUUUAGAAUAUUUUUUUCAAGAAUUCGAAAUGGAAGAGCAAUGUCUGCCACCUGAUCAUCCCAAUCUCUCGAUGCAUCUUGAUUGGAUUAUAACUAUGUAUAGAGAAAAAGGAGAAUGGGAAAGAAUUCUACGAUUUUUUCGGGUAAAAAUGAACAAAACCAAGCAUAAAUUUGUGUUUCAUGAGCGUCAUCUGGCUUCUACAUUACAAGCGAUGAAAAAUUUUUCGCCUGAUGCCACAAAAAUAUACACAAAGCAUUAUGAACUAUCGAUGGUAAAUUCUUUAACACAUACACUCGAAAUUGUAUCAGCAAAAGAGAAAACUGAUGCAUUGACUGCAAAUCGAUGUAUCAGAAGACUUAGUGUCUGCAGUGUUGAUGACCAGAAAUUAGAGAAAAACCUAACAUACUGGAUUCAUGCAUUGAAUAUCGAACGGCGAGUCUAUUCAUCUGACCAUCCGGAAAUAGUCCGAUCAUUACGAUGGGUCGGAGAAAGUCAUAUCGAGACUAUACGAGAUUACUCUGAAGCGUUACGAAUGUAUUCUGAACGUUUACGAAGUUUUGCCAGAAGAUCGACCAAUUUCAAAGAUAUAAAGUGUGGAAAAUAUUCUGACUUUGAUAUGAAUGAUUUCGAAAGAAAAUUUGUCAAAACAACUAUUUAAAUCGGAUUUAUUUAAAAAAUAUCAAUUAAUGUUCGAAGGAUGUGAGUACGACGUACUGACGAAAAGAUAAAUACACCACACAUCAUACCCACUCUCAACUCAGUUUUUUUUUUAAGGCGCAAAAUAAAAUAAACGAUUGAAACCAAUCCGUAUCUUCAGAAAUCAUAAAAAUCCUCUUACUUAUCUUGAAUUUCAUAACAGAACCAAGAUAUUCAUUGUUUGCAAUCAAAGAAAACAAGACAAAAAAAUUUAACAAAAUUAUAAAAGCCGUUAGCCAUUGUAUAACUUUCAUGAUCAUGUAAUUUAGUUUACUGUGUACAGAAUUAUGUUAAUUCUAAUUAUUUAUAAGGAAAAGUUAUUAGCAUAGUUCUCAUACAAUUGAAAUGUGACAUGAUACAGUUACCAUUUACACCAGCGAGCAGUAAAUUGCCAAGUUGUGCGUCUCAAUCUGCUAAACUAAAUGUUUAACUCUAAACUUUAGAGUUGCUUUUAGGCGGUCUUUCUCGAACAAUUUGGGAUUUUUAGAAGUUCUAAUAGUUUACACAAACCAUUAACGGCUUCUGUCGAUACUCGAUGGUCGACCUGAAUAACAAAAAAUGAUAUAUUUACGAUUAAUCA
Molecule: messenger RNA, 1374 nt
Organism: Rotaria sp. Silwood2
Lineage: Eukaryota; Metazoa; Rotifera; Eurotatoria; Philodinida; Philodinidae
Source: the annotation of a GenBank genome assembly